This is a messenger RNA of Amphiprion ocellaris (clown anemonefish), 1498 nucleotides long. It is a transcript of the gene arl5c, whose product is annotated as ADP-ribosylation factor-like 5C. Gene Ontology annotation, cellular component: trans-Golgi network; cytoplasm. Gene Ontology annotation, biological process: vesicle-mediated transport; intracellular protein transport; protein localization to Golgi membrane. Bases 114 to 653 code for a protein of 179 amino acids. The transcript has 6 exons. NCBI's taxonomy places the organism in Eukaryota, Metazoa, Chordata, Actinopteri, Pomacentridae. Gene Ontology annotation, molecular function: GTP binding; GTPase activity. The record is from RefSeq and is a predicted model, not a curated record.
UGAUAUGAGAAGAAGGAACAGAUUCAAUCUGACAGUCAGCUGCUGGUUUCUCUCCAACUAACGUGUCAUUUUCUGGAUUAAUCUUCUCUGAAAUCACAGAAACACCUGCUGAAAUGGGAUUCCUGCUGACCAAGAUGCUGGCUGUGUUCGGGGACAGAGAGCACAAAGUCAUCGUGGUGGGUUUGGACAACGCAGGAAAAACCACCAUCCUCUACCAGUUCCUAACGAAAGAAGCCGUCCACACGUCGCCGACCAUCGGCAGCAACGUGGAGGAGAUCACAGUCCGAAACACUCACUUCUUGGUUUGGGACAUCGGAGGGCAGGAGAGCCUUCGAGCCAGCUGGUACUCGUACUUCUGCAACACUGAGAUUGUCAUCCUGGUUGUGGAUAGCACCGACCGCGAACGUCUGACUGUAACCAAAGAUGAGCUGCACCAGAUGCUCGCACAUGAGGAGCUGCAGAACGCCGCUGUUCUCAUCAUGGCCAACAAACAGGACGUGAAAGGCUCGAUGACGGCGGCGGAGAUCUCGCAGUGCCUCACGCUCGACACCAUCACGACGCACUCGUGGCACGUCCAGGCCUGCUGCGCCCUGACAGGGGAAGGGCUUCCUGCAAGUCUGGACUGGAUGAGGUCACGAGUUGUUGCGAACUGAGACGACCUCCGAGUCGAUCAAACUUCCUCAAACUGAGCCGCCGUGUCGCGUCAGGAUUAUCUGCAGCGGUUUUAAGACUGUGAACAUGACGUGUCAGAGCCAGACCCGGCCUCGCCACGCUGACGGCGUCUUACUCAGCUGGGAGAGUCUGCAAGGAACUGCUCCUCGUCUGGACUCUGGAUGAUAAACUGAUUGUAAACAAUUUCUUCCUUGCUUUCUGUUCAUGAAGAAGUUUCCCAGAAGUGUGUUGCAGUAAAACCUGUAAUUUCAGAUUCCACUCUGCUUCCAUUGGAUUUUACAGGAGAUAAUGAAGCGACAGCAGCAGUGAAAUGAUGAUUGAAACGUCACUAAUGCAUUUCUAGACCUGUACAAACUGACCUUGAAUGACAAAACAUCUGGAUAACUAGUAGAUAAAAGACGAUAAUUGAUAACACUAAAGCGCCUUAAUUUAGCAGAAUCAUGCCGUGAUUUCACAGAAACCUUCCAUCGUGAUCUCAUUUUGGCCUUUGACUAUUUCCUGAAACUGCAGACUUUCGUUCUUAACAUCAACAGAUUGUAAAACCUCACCAGUUUCAUUAGAGCAAACUUUUCCACAAGAGUCUUUAAGUACAAACUGUGGCCUCCCCUUCUUUAAAAUUGUAUUUUCUGCCAGCGAACAAGUUUUUUUUGUUGUUGACCUGUAUGUGUUAAAUAAUUUAUUCUUUCAAAAAACAACAGCUCUCAGAUUAUAUACUGUAUAUUACAGCAACAUCCUGCACUGGAAAAUGAGCUAAAUGCUAAGGACGAUAUUUAAAUGUACAUAUGUUAAAGUGUAAUUUUUUAAAUAAAUGUUAUUAUUUCAAGUU